This is a messenger RNA of Hordeum vulgare subsp. vulgare (domesticated barley), 3238 nucleotides long. RefSeq names its product putative disease resistance RPP13-like protein 1. The transcript is spliced from 4 exons. Gene Ontology annotation, molecular function: ADP binding. Gene Ontology annotation, biological process: defense response to other organism. NCBI's taxonomy places the organism in Eukaryota, Viridiplantae, Streptophyta, Magnoliopsida, Poales, Poaceae. The record is from RefSeq and is a predicted model, not a curated record. Bases 136 to 2835 code for a protein of 899 amino acids.
UCUCUCUCAACUGCUACUAUUUGUUUAUGGGUCUUAGCUAGCUGUCACCGGGUGCAUUACCAGGAGUUAUAUUAUGUACAUACAGGUCCUGGAGUCAAGCUAUCUAGCCUUCUAUCCCCUCUCUGAAAGCUUGCCAUGGCGGAUCCAGUUUCCAUCGGUGCUGCUGUAGGCUGGGGCGUAUCCGCAGUAGGCUGGCUCGCCUCGCCUAUCAUUUCAAGGGUCCUCAACAAAGGUUUCGCCCACCUUGACUUUGACGCGACAGAGAAGAUGAGCAUACUCGACAUACAAGUUUUACAGCUGCAGCGCAUAAUGGAGGUAGUCGACGAGAGCACUUACAGGGUUCACUUGGAGCCACUUCUAAACAAGCUUAGAUCCGCUCUCUACGAAGCCGAAGACAUCUUGGAUGCUGUUGAAUAUCAGCGUCUCGAGAGGCAGAUCCAAGAUGCCAAGUCAGAAGGAAACAUACCUCCAACUCCAAGUAUGAUGGAUUCGCUGUGGAGGAUUCUUUGGUCUUUCAUGCCCAGCUCCCUACUAAAAGAUAAGGAGAGUGGUUUGCCAAAACUACAGUUGCAGAAGAGCCUAAAGAAGAUAGAAAGUUCUAUAAGUGAUGCAUGUAAAGUGUUAGAACAACUGAACUUGGCAGGUGCAAGUAAUGAUAACGGGAGUAGAGCUGUUGCUACCAAUUCACUCGGUGCAGUCACUACGGCAGAUCCUCCAAUAAGAGUAAUUGGCCGAGAUCAGGAUCGUGACAAGAUCAUAGCAAUGCUUCAUGAGAAGGAAGACCACUGUCAAGCAAACACCGUCAGUGGUACAUGUUAUUCUGUAGUUGGCAUUCAUGGCAUUGCCGGGUCUGGAAAAUCAACACUUGCACAGUGUGUUUAUCAUCUUGAGAAAAAGUACAAGCAUGGGACAAUGGAACGCCAUUUCGAUAUUGUCAUGUGGAUUCAUGUUUCUCAGAAAUUUGAUUUGGACUCCAUUUUUAGGGAAAUGUUUGAGGGGGCUACAGGGGAACCAUGUGAUGAGUUCAAUAGUCGUAACGUCCUAAAAGAAGUGUUGGAGAAGAAACUUUGUGGAAAACGGAUUUUGUUGGUGCUGGAUGAUGUCUGGUACAACAUUAGGAAUUCAGGAGACCGUGAAGAACUACAAAAGUUAAUUUCUCCAUUGAAUGUUGGAAAGGCAGGAAGCAUAAUAUUGGUGACUAGCCGAACUGAAGCUGCAUUAGUAUCUCUGGGUGCUGUAAAAGAGAGAUGUAUUCCAAUAUCUGACUUGGAUGAUGAAGUGUUCCUCGAAAUGUUCAUGCAUUAUGCACUUCGAGAUGCAAGGGUAAGUGACCAUGAUCGAAGGGUACUUGAAUUGAUUGGAGAGGACAUUUCGAAAAAGCUUAAAAGGUCACCCCUAGCAGCCAGAACAGUGGGUUCGCGGCUUCGUGAGACACAGACUGUUGAGUUUUGGAAGAGUCAGAAAAAUCUGGAUCUUAUGAACUCGACUAUGGGGGCUUUGUGGUGGAGCUACCAGUAUCUUGAUGAACAUGUCAGGCGAUGCUUUGCUUACUGCAGUAUUUUUCCUAGACGACAUCGUUUGCAACGUGAUGAGUUAAUUAAGUUGUGGGUGGCAGAAGGGUUUAUAAAGACUAGUAAUCCUGCAGAGGAAAUGGAAGAUGUUGCUAAGAGUUAUUUUGAUGAACUGUUAUCGGCCUCAUUUCUGCAAUUAGGAGGAAAAGAAAUGGUAAAUGGACGUGAGGUUGAUUACUUUACAAUUCAUGACCUCCUGUGUGAUUUAGCAGAGGAGGUUGCUGGAAGAGAUUGCUUCAGGAUUGAAAAAGGUUUCACAGGAGAAGUUCCUCAAGAUGUUCGGUAUCUUUAUGUUGGGACUUAUGAUAGAGAAAUGAUUACUGAGAAGAUAUCUGGAUUGUUAAAUUUACGCACUCUCAUCAUUGAUGACUACAUAAGGCUUGAAUCAAAUGAGUGUGAAGUCUUUGCGAGUAUGUUCACUAUGCUGACGGGGCUGUGGAAAUUGCGGGUAAUGAAAUUGCGUUUCAGAGGACUUGGUCUUCGUAAAUUCUCGUUCCCGGAUUCUAUUGGUCAGUUGAAGCAUCUGCGUUAUUUUGCUUUCAUGGUGGGUGGACUUACCAAGCUAAAGUUGCCAUGUGCUUUCACCAAGCUUUACCAUAUGCAGGUCGUAGAUUUUGGUAAUUGCACGAAAUUGAAAUUUGCUAGUAGCGAAGAUAUGGUGAACCUCGUCAACUUGCGAUGUGUAAUCAGCAACGCAGAUCUGGAGUUUCCGAACGUUGGCAGGCUAACAUGGCUCCAAAUGUUACCGUCCUUUACAAUUAGGAAGAAAGAGGGGUAUGAGCCACAUCAGCUUAAACACUUAAACAAGCUUCAAGACAAGCUGCAGAUUUUUGGUCUUCAGAAUCUUCGGAGCAAGGACGAGGCUCUCGAACUCAAUCUUGCUGGCAAGGGAAACCUCAGAGAACUGGUACUUCGAUGGAAGAAUAGCUCAAGGAGCUCCAUAGAAGUUAAAGAGGAGGUACUUGAGGGUCUUUGCCCAUCAAAGUAUCUUGAAAUACUAGAAAUUCAUUCGUACUACGGGAGGUUACCAAGUUGGAUGAUAGGCAACAUGGACCACCUCACGUCGCUCAAGAAACUGGAGAUCGAUGGCCGUGAGUAUAUAGGGUCGCUCCCAAUACUGCCCAAGUCUCUUGAGGAGAUUAAAGACACACAAUCUUGUGCAACGGUUGCUGAUCCAAUUGGUAGAAGAUUGGUGAGAUUGCCACUUCAAGCCAGACAUUCUUCUGAAGAAGGUCCAUACAGAAGAUUCAGGCCCUUUUGGUGAGGACGGGAGCUAGAGGAGAUAGAGUUGCCAAACGAACAGGGCCAUUUCUGUGCUCUUGUGUCUUUGUUCAGUUUUACAUACUCCCUCCAUUCCAUAAUCCUUACGAGUUUCAUGGGAAGGAAGGAGCACUUUGGUUUGCAUGCGUGUUUGCUGAAAUGCCAUAUCUGCAUGCAGUGGCGGACAAUGGAUGUAGUCGUCUACUGUGGUACUCCCUCCGUACCACAAUAUAUGACGUUUUAGCAGUUCAUUUGAGCUGCUAAAACGUCAUAUAUUAUGAGACAGAGGUAGUAGUAUAUAUCAAUAUAUGUAAUGUAAUGUGGAAUGAUGAACACCGGAUUCAUUUGCUUCCUAUGUACUAUAUGAUUUAUAACACUGUUGAAUGCAUGAUGAACCUUAAACUGUA